Molecule: messenger RNA, 4329 nt
Organism: Triticum aestivum (bread wheat)
Lineage: Eukaryota; Viridiplantae; Streptophyta; Magnoliopsida; Poales; Poaceae
Product: protein SHI RELATED SEQUENCE 1
Exons: 2
Coding region: 243-1190 (315 amino acids)
Biological process (GO): positive regulation of DNA-templated transcription
Cellular component (GO): nucleus
Molecular function (GO): DNA binding; DNA-binding transcription factor activity
Source: RefSeq, a predicted model, not a curated record
CACCGUACGCGCAGACAAGCCAAAAAUUUAACCCACCGCGCGCGGUUACACACGAGCCAGCUACCAGUAGCCGCGGCAGGCAGCAGCUCGAUCAAGCUGCCGCGCCGAGACAUCGGAGAAGAGCAGGCGCGUAGGUGCUGCCAAGGAGUAGUUAAGGCGCAGAUUUUUCACGCAUGCCGCGGGGACUCGGGCGUAGACAGUAGAGGCCGGGCGAUACAGCCGCGAUCUAUGGAUCUGGGCGCAUGGCGGGAUUCCCUCUAGGCGGAGGAGGCCACCACAGCCGCGGCGGACGCGACGACGACGGCAGCCACCCUCCCGGCAUCAACCCCUCCUCGUCUUCCUCCGCGGCCGCCUUCCUCUACGCCACCACCCCAUCGCGCGGCGGGUUCCAGCUAUGGCAGGGGCAGCCGCAGCCGCAGCACGAGCAGCAGCACCACCAGUUCUACGGCGGCGCCUCCUCCAGCAUCAUCCGCUUCGCCGAUGACCCGGCCGCAUCCGGGUCUUCGUCGCGGGGCGGAGGGAGAGGGUCUGGCGCUGGCGCGGGCGCGGGCACAAUCAGCUGCCAGGACUGCGGCAACCAGGCCAAGAAGGACUGCCCCCACAUGCGCUGCCGCACCUGCUGCAAGAGCCGCGGCUUCGACUGCGCCACCCACGUCAAGUCGACGUGGGUCCCUGCCGCCCGCCGCCGCGAGCGACAUCACCAGCAGCCGCAGGGGCAGACCUCCGCCGAGCCGUUCAAGCGCCCUCGCGAAGCCGGCCAGCCCUCCUCCACCACCCCUACCACUACUUCCUCAGGGGAGCAUCAGCAGCAGAUGAUGGCGGCCGACAGGUUCCCGCGGGAGGUGAGCUCAGAGGCGGUGUUCCGCUGUGUGCGGCUGGGCCCGGUCGACGAAGCCGAGGCCGAGGUGGCGUACCAGACCACCGUCAGCAUCGGCGGCCACGUCUUCAAGGGCAUCCUGCACGACGUAGGCCCAGACACCUCCAUCACCGGCGGGACCCGCACCGGUCACCACGCCGUCGAAGGUUCCUCCCCGAGCACGGCAGCUGCUGGCGGCGCCGAAGGAGGCAGCGGAUCUACGGGUGCCGCUGCAGUGUCGUCAUCGGCUGUGGUGAUGGACCCGUAUCCCACGCCCGGCCCGUACGGUGCUUACGGCGGCGCGCCAUUCUUCCACGGCCACCACCCGAGGUGAUCAUAGGCAAGGUCACCUCAUCGCGCGCUUUAGACGCCAUGCCUUGGUUCGCUUUACCGUUAACUCUGAAAUUCUUAGAUAAUGCUGCUGCUGCUGCGAUCAAUCGACAUGAUGGCUUCGAUUGAUCUUGUUGAUGCAUACAUAAAUUGAUGCGCUGGUUUUCUUUAGUUCAUCAGGUCAGGUCAGCUAAUAAAGCUGGAACUAGCUAGGGAACAAACAAUGAUUAAAAAUUGAAAUCUGACAGUUGAUUAGUUUGGCUGCCUGCUUUGCCUUGAUAGAGAAUGGUUUGAUUGAUAUACUCUCUCUCUCUCUCUCUCUCUCUCUCUCUCUCUCUCUCUCAUGCUGGUUUGCAUCAAUGGUGGCGAUGAUGCCGUUCCCUGGCCGUGGCUUACUACAGUUCUGGAUGCAUUUGCCUUUGCUCUUAAUACUACUACUAGGCCUACUAGGUAGCUUCUAAUCCUGUGUCUAGCUCUUCCAUAAGGUGUCACGCCUUUGCUUUAUCUUUGCUCUUCAAAAGCUGAGCCCUAGCACCCUAGCUAUAGGCUCUAGCUUGUACAACUAAUUACUUGGCUCUUCAUUUGGUCUGAACUCUGAAUAAUCGCUAUACUCUUGCUAUGCUAGAGAGAGAAAGAGAGAGAUAGAGAUAUAGAGGGAUUUUUUUAGGGGGUAGAACGGAGAGGAUUUAAUGUUGAGAUAUUUCUUCCGGUCAUCAUAUGCUCCAGGAUCAAAUGAUGAGAUGAUUGAGAGACAAAUAUAGUUGUGAUCUCCUCUCUUCAUAGGUUCGUGGUUUGAUUGUUUCUAACUCCGAGCUUUGAUACCAUCGGUGUCACAUUGCAUAGUAAUCUAUUCUCUUCAUUCGAACACUGUUUUUUUUCCAACACUCUUAUUAUGAUUUUCUCAAAUUAUAUCUAGAUUUUGUUCUGGAAUUGGUUUAGCAUCAGGUAUCGUAUAUUACCAUUCCCAGCUAAUUGUUCUGCACGUACCUCAUUUAUAUGUUGCAUGUCCUCUCCUCCCCAUGCUCCUCCAAAUUACCCUCAGUGGUAAACAUACCAACAGAAUCAAAGAUCUAAUCUACCCAUAAGGAAUCUAAUUAAUCUUGAUACAGUACGUUUUGAUAAGACAAAAGGCAAAUGCUUACACAGAGUUAUCUUGCUUGAGUCGCCUCUUCUGUUAGUUAACUACAAAUACUUCUAUGUCGUACCGGCUUCAUGUUUAGCAUUCUUUACCAUCUUCAAAGAUGGUCAUUUUGCAUUUGUUUGCCUUAAAGCAUAGAAUGUCCUUAUAGAGAAGCAGCUUCUAUUUUGGAACUUGGAAGAGGGAAAACCUUUGUUAGCUUCUGCCUUUCAAGACAUAACUGUGCAACACAUUAUGUGUCACGUACUAACAUAAUUGCACCUCAUUUAUGUAGUACGACACAGCAUUUAGGGGAACUCAGAAGCUUAGUACUCCCUCCAAAAGCCGAAAUAAUGAGUGCACUUACUUAUUUUCAGUUUUGCACUCUAGUAAUGGUAUAUUGCUUAAUUUCAAACAGUAGGCCUAAAUCUGCUAUGUGCAUGUAAUGCCAGCUAUAUUAUAUUUUUUCGACUUGAUUAAAUUCUCCUCUAAAUUUUAAAAAUAGUGUAUAUAUUUGUAUAUUUUAAGGUGUUUUAUACAGGGGUUAUUGCUGUAGCAUCUGCCCUCAAACCAUUGAUUUUAAUUUCCGUAAAAGUUCGUGUUCUAUGUUUAUUUUGUUUAAACUUGUCCUGAAGGUGAUGAUCCUCUAUUCCUAAAUAGUUCCAACCCACUACAUUUUUUUUUCUAACCAUGCAACUAUGCCACAUCAACAAGUCUUGAAAAUUAGUGAUAAAUUACAUCUUUUGAAUUAAUCUAUCCAUGCAACCAUGCCACAUCAGCAAGUCAUGCAUGUGGAUCAAAAGUUACCACAUUGUUUUUAUUUUUUAUUUUUGUGUGUUAUAAUGGAUGGUAUAUGCGUUUCACACAUGGAGCAUAUCUAUGUAGUUCAUGCUCCACAUUUUUGUUGGAAAAUGGCAUUUCAAUAACUUCAGUCCAAAAGUUUUUCUCUUUUUACACACUUCAUAUGAUUUAUUGUUUUUAAAUAUAAAUCAUGAACACUCCUACAAUUGCUUAUGCCUUAGUUAUAUAUCACCAAUUUAUACAUUUCCAUUAACAGGUUUUCCCGCAGCAACGUGUGUGGUAUGAUCUUGUUUUCUAAAUGAUCAUGUUGCACAAAUGAAAUUUAUGUAUUGCCUGCUCUCUGCAAUUAUUUUAGAUGAAACAUUGAUUGGCUGUCAAUUGCUGGUUGUUUCAGAAGUUUCCUCGAGAUAAUUAGAUACUUUUAGCAGCCCCUUCAUUUUCAUCCUAACAACGUUUCGCUUGUUAUCCUUAUCUUGGAAGUUUGAUUUCAAAUUCAUGGGAUGUGGUUUCUUACCCAUAGGACUUUCCAUAGAGUAGCAUUGUUCAUAUUUUUAUCCAGUAUACAAAGACGUCUUGUGAAAUGAAGAUAUCAUUGCUGGUUUGCAUUUCUACUUUCUUUGUUUAACUUAAAAUAAUAGAGGAUGGAAUGGUUACAAAGUAAAUUGGUAGUUUAGUGAAAUUAAGUUUAUCUUUAUAUAGGUUUGUAGGAGAAUACAUGAUCAUUUAAGUCUUGUUCUUUGUUAUUGUGAUAGGUAACUUGCUUUUAUACCGGUAUUGUUCGCUUGUUGGCCUUACUUCAAAUAAACUCGUCAAAUGGCUACCAUUUUUUUUACAAAAAUUAAAAUCAAUGUAGUAUUUGAUUUACUAAUAAAGCAUCUACUUUUAUGCUUCGGCGGUUUGGCGGCAUAUAGGCUUAAUUAACUCACCCAUUAACUAAUUUUUUUGCGCAGAAAAACACUUUUUUGCGGAAUCCAUUAAUUACUUCAUAACAUGGUAGUAAUGCUAUUUUCAGAAGAAAAAAAAACAUGGUAGUAAUGCGAGUGUGGGGCACAUGAAAAUCAAUUCUGCGUUUUGUCUGUGCUUCUUCAUUUCACAUGGAGAUAAUUCUGCUUGGAUGGGAGUUAGACAAGACGCCUGACCUAAGGCAGAUCUAGAAUAUCAAGGGUACUGUACUACCUAACCCUUUUGGUACUGUUAUGUCGAUCGUCAACUUUACCGAACUUGA